Messenger RNA from Aspergillus nidulans FGSC A4, 609 nucleotides. Its product is annotated as ATG16 family protein. The transcript is spliced from 3 exons. NCBI's taxonomy places the organism in Eukaryota, Fungi, Ascomycota, Eurotiomycetes, Eurotiales, Aspergillaceae. Bases 1 to 609 code for a protein of 202 amino acids. Gene Ontology annotation, cellular component: phagophore assembly site membrane. The record is from RefSeq and is a predicted model, not a curated record.
AUGGCUCACUGGAGGGAAGAGUACGCGGCGGCGUUGGCAGCUCGUGAUCGGCGUGAGAAGGCCAACGUCGCUAUCUACAAUGCUUAUAGCCAGCUCGCCGAUAGAACGGCGUCUUCAAUGAUAGCAGUUUCGGAUCUCCAGAGCGACGCUCAGCGAUCGGCACUUUCUACUCCAGUCGCCGAUCCUAGACAGCAGCAGCCGUCUCCGGCAUCAGGGCCCUCUCCGCAGGACAUAAUACUCGCAAUUCGGGCAGAUUUAGCCGAAGCGCAACGAUCUCGCUCGGAACUCGAAGAACAGCUAGCACGCGUAACAACAGAAUUGGAGAAGUUGCGAAGGAGGAACAUCCAAAACGGCAAGCGGAUCAGUUCGAUGGAAAGUGAAAUCACACACCUGCAGCUUAGACUGAAGGAUAGGGAUGAAGAAUUAAGAGAGAAAGCGAAAUUGUUGGAGGGUUUCCAAGACGAGAUCGCAACUUUUGAGCUCCAGCUCAAUAUGGCUGAGGAGCGGUCGAACCGGCUACAGAAGGAGAAUCAGGAACUGAUUGAUCGUUGGAUGGCCCGGAUGGGAAAGGAGGCAGAUGCCAUGAAUGAUGCUUACCAAUUCUCAUGA